Molecule: messenger RNA, 1629 nt
Organism: Symsagittifera roscoffensis
Lineage: Eukaryota; Metazoa; Xenacoelomorpha; Acoela; Convolutidae
Product: dual specificity mitogen-activated protein kinase kinase 4-like
Exons: 4
Coding region: 350-1582 (410 amino acids)
Biological process (GO): MAPK cascade; protein phosphorylation
Molecular function (GO): ATP binding; MAP kinase kinase activity
Source: RefSeq, a predicted model, not a curated record
UUAUAUAUUCAACCAUUCAAAAACUGGUUUUAAUGCCAGGCGAUGGUUUUGAAUAGCCAUUUUUGAUUGGUUUGAAUACGAUAGAAAAACUGGAUGUUUUUUAAUAGCUUGGUAAAUAUAUGAUAUGCUUUUUGUCUCUAAUCCUUCUAUCAGAUUAAAGUGUGGCUUUUUCGAAGCGUUGCAGAUAUAUGAUUUGUAUGCAAUUUAAAAUAUUUAAACCGCGUUGUUAUAUUGUGCACCUUGUUACCAUAAUACGCUCGUCCGUAUGAGGCUGAAGUGUACUUUGUUCUGUGGAAAACGGACGAAAACGCUUUUUUCGACAUCGUGAAAUUUGACUUCUGCCUGAUCAAUGGACAGUUUCAAUGACAGUGAUAAAGACAGUUGCCGGUCUUCCUCAAGUGUUGCUUCCAGCAGUUCCAGACCUUCAUCAUCUGGAAAAUCACCCAGAUUUCUUACCCUGAAGCCAUGCAGCUCACUCGUAUUUUUCCCGCCUUCAGAAUCUAAAACAGGCAAUGACCUGUACGACGAUCCAGACUUCAAAAAACUUCUUCAGACUGGCAAAAUGCAGCUGGAAGACGAAAAAGAAGUGGAAAUCAGUGCCGAUGAUAUAAUCACUGGGUCACAACUUGGAUCCGGUCAGUACGGCCAGGUGUUCAAAUGUCAUGUGAACAAGUUUCCUCAAUUCAGUUUGGCAUAUAAAUCUAUCAGGUUAGACCCGGAGCCUCGGAAGAAGAAACUGAUAUUGGCGGAACUGGAAGCGACAAGGAAGGUAAAGAAUCACGCUUAUGCUGUGCAGACAUUCUGUGCAAUCACAUUUGAGACGAAUCUCUGGUUCAUCAUGGAGCUCAUGGAUUUCUCUCUGAAUGAUUUGAUCAAAGAGAGAAAUAAGUAUGAGAGUGAAAAGGGGACUGGCAAUGAGGUGACGGUACCUGAGUCAGUGGUAAGAUUAGUGGCCUAUGCUUGUGUGCAGUGCUUGAGCUAUUUGAGUUCUCUCAAAAUCAUACACAGGGACGUGAAACCUGCCAACAUUCUUAUCAGGUGGGGCACUGGCGAAGUGAAAGUGGGCGACUUCGGCAUCAGUGGACGACUGAUGAAUAGCAUGGCCCACACAGAGAUAUUCCAGAUUCAUUACGUAUCCCCAGAAAGACUCCAGAUUGAUGCUCCACCAAGCAACAACAGUCGUAGUAACAGAACUAGUAUACCGGACUCGGCAGAGACCAGUCACUCUACUCCCUCUGCGGACAAAAGGAGGACCUACACUGUGAAAAAUGACAUAUGGGCAGUGGGUGUGACAUGCUAUGAAUUUGUCACUGGGCGGAACCCAUUCAACGUGCAAGACAGACUUUUCGACACUCUGACCAGGAUACGAGAAUAUGACCCCCCUGAAUUAAGUUCACUGCCCAACAUAGAAGCAUCUCAGGAUCUGAGCAGUUUUGUUGCCAGCUGCCUCAUAAAAGAUCCCGAGGAGAGACCCAAAUACAGUCAGCUGAAACAGACACCGUUCUUCAAAUCUUUCAACGAGGACACAGAUCCUCAAUCAUUAACUGAAUAUUGUCGAAAGUUCAGAAUUUGUAGCUCAUAAUUACUUAAGUUAGACCAUUUUUCUGAAUUUAAACUAUUUUAAUCACA